CUGAGACGCGGUAACAACAUAGACCGUAAAAAAGUUAUUUCAAAAUAUAAUUUAGUGAAUUUAGUGAUAAAAAAUCGUACAAGUGGCAAAUAAACUAGUGAAUAUGACUAUAUAGUGAAGACAAGGUCCCAAGUUAACGAAUAAUACACAAAAUACUUAAAAAAAAAUUAAGUUUUAACAAACGACAAUCUAAGAACUUUUCCAGUUUUUUCUCGCGAAUCCAGGAAUUUAAAUUAUAUUAGUGUUAAUCUAUGAAAGUUCCGGAGUGCAAAUAAAUGAAAAUCGUGUAAGUUAUUCCUUUUUUGGAAAAACAUAACUUCUUUCCUGAAUGAGUCUGCAAUUUCACCUGUCAUAGAAAAUAAACUGCGAAACAGCGCCAUCUAUUAGGAAAAAGGCAAAUUACGUUCGAUUUACACACAAAAAAAUUAUAUCUAGUUCUACUAGAGGACGCAACAAGUACCAAAACAAAACAAACAGACACUAUGGAGGAAAUUAUGAAAGCCUUACAAAAUAUUCAAAAAGAACUGAACGCACAAAAAAUAGAAAUUCAGAAAAAUGGCGAAAAGGUGACAGAACAAGUAACACUCAACAUAACCAACAAAUUAGAAGAGAAAUUUACCAUAUUGGAAGAAAAACAUCAGACCUUGAAAGAAAAUGUUGAACAACAAGAAAAAAGGAUUCAAUUUAUGGAAAGACAAGCAAGACAAAGAAACAUAAUUUUCUUCGGUAUCGAAGAGAGUGAGACAUCCUAUCAUAAUUUGGAGAAAAAUAUGUUGCAAUUCAUAAGUGAAAAAUUGUCCUUAAAAUUGGAUUGUAGAGAUAUUCAGGAAAUAAGGAGAGUGGGAAAAAAAUGUGAUAAACCGCGACCAAUAAUUUUAACCUUUUCUACCCUUGGUUCAAAGGUCAGCAUUCUCAAGCAAAGAAGAUUAUUAAUAGAUACCCAAUACUACUUGAACGAAGAUUACCCUAAAUACAUAUUAGAAAAAAGGAAAGAACUACAGGAAGAAGCAAAUAGAGAGCGCGAGAAAGGAAAUAAAGUCACGAUAAAAUACGAUAGACUUGUUUUAUUAAAAUCAAACAACAAAAGAACACUGAUGACUUCACCAGAGUCAGAUCCCAAUUCUCAAGCACUAGUUCGUAAAAGUACAACAAGACCCACUAAGAAAAGCAAAAUAAAACAAGCAAACCCAUCUAUACCUAGAUCAAACAGUGUCUCAGAAGGAGCUCUAAAACCUAGUAUUCUAAGCUAUUUUAGUAAGCAAUAACGUCAACACACCACAUAACCAAACCAACGACAAUACAACCAAUAACUUACAUUCAUAGCAACCAACUGCUCCCUCCCUCAACGAUGCAACAUUCAAUUAAUUUCAACGAAGCAACAAAAACCAUCUUCCAAUCCGGCUGGUCACCGUGGAAGAUCAAGACCAUAACCCUCUAAGGAAGAUAUCUCAAACUUCUUCAAUAAUAAGAAAAUGGAACACAAACCCAAGAAAUAUUUCACUCAACUAAAGAGAAGAAAGAUCAGCUUUACAUAGUAACUUACAACGUCAGAACUUAAUAAUAAAACAGCUGUUAUUCUUUAGAGGAGGCCUUCACCUUCACUUUAGGAGGGGUCCAUGCAAACAAACUUCUAUAUAUUUUUUUAAAAACGUUGUCUAGAUUUAUACUUUUGUAAGGAAACGGAAGGGAGAGAGAAGGGAAGCAAAUUAAGUGAAACACGUGUAAUAACAUCAGUACUUUUUUCUUCUUCUCUUUUCUUCUUUAUAUUUUUUUUAAUAUUAUAUUUAAAAUAUGUAUGCAACCUACUAUUUGUAUGGAAUA
Bombyx mori (domestic silkworm) is the source of this 1821-nucleotide messenger RNA. RefSeq lists its product as uncharacterized. Bases 483 to 1265 code for a protein of 260 amino acids. Lineage: Eukaryota; Metazoa; Arthropoda; Insecta; Lepidoptera; Bombycidae. The transcript has a single exon. The record is from RefSeq and is a predicted model, not a curated record.